Gossypium raimondii (Peruvian cotton) is the source of this 1715-nucleotide messenger RNA. RefSeq names its product probable receptor-like serine/threonine-protein kinase At4g34500. Bases 137 to 1540 code for a protein of 467 amino acids. Gene Ontology annotation, biological process: protein phosphorylation. The record is from RefSeq and is a predicted model, not a curated record. Gene Ontology annotation, molecular function: ATP binding; protein kinase activity. Lineage: Eukaryota; Viridiplantae; Streptophyta; Magnoliopsida; Malvales; Malvaceae. The transcript has 7 exons.
UUGAAGCUUCACUUUUCUUCUUUCUCUUUAAAGCACCAAAAACCCCUCCGCUCCUUAACCUUUUUUUUUCCCUUAAAAUUCAUUUUCCUUCACUUUCCCGAGAAAAAAAAAAGGGUCCCAUCACUCGCCGGAACCAAUGCCGGUCACCGGCGAAACCGAAGACAACAACAAAAACAACUCCAUAACUCACAUUCUUACCUCGAAAACGCAGCUGUUCAAUCUCAAACUCUACGCAGUAAUCACCAUUCUCGUAGCCUUCGUACUACUUUUUUCUUUAACGAUCUUCCUAUGUUUCCGUUUAAACAGAAACGCGCGAAAGCGCAAAGUGAAGCACAGUUCUGGUCUAAUCCCGUUGGUCUCUAAAGAGAUCUUGGAGAUCAAGGCGUUGAAUCGGAACGUAGGUUCUUGUUUCUCUUCCGAGGAAGGAAAGAUCGGAAAUGCGGUUCCUAGUAAGAGUAGUGAGGGAGUCAGCGACGAUGCGUCGGGAGCCAGUGACGUCUCAUCGGCGGCGGAUGCUCAGAAUAUUGGUUGGGGUCGGUGGUAUAGCAUGAAGGAGCUGGAGAUGGCGACACGUGGAUUCGCCGAGGAGAAUGUGAUCGGUGAAGGUGGUUACGGCGUCGUUUUCCGUGGCCUUUUGCAAGACGGUUCCGUCGUCGCUGUAAAAAAUCUGCUUAAUAACAAAGGCCAAGCAGAGAAGGAGUUCAACGUUGAAGUUGAAGCCAUUGGCAAAGUGAGACAUAAGAACUUGGUGGGUCUAGUUGGGUACUGCACUGAAGGUGCUCAAAGGAUUCUUGUGUACGAAUACGUUGACAAUGGCAACUUGGAACAAUGGUUACAUGGUGAUGUUGGACCUGUUAGCCCUCUUACUUGGGAUAUACGAAUGAAGAUUGCCAUUGGAACCGCCAAAGGAUUAGCCUAUUUGCAUGAAGGGCUAGAACCCAAAGUUGUGCAUCGUGAUGUAAAAUCAAGCAAUAUUCUACUGGACAAGAAGUGGAACCCGAAAGUAUCCGAUUUCGGAUUAGCCAAGUUAUUAGGAUCUGAAGCGAGCUAUGUGACCACGCGUGUAAUGGGGACGUUCGGUUAUGUUUCACCAGAAUAUGCAAGCACAGGCAUGUUGAAUGAGGGAAGCGAUGUCUAUAGUUUUGGAGUAUUGCUGAUGGAGAUAAUUACGGGGAGAAGCCCGAUCGAUUAUUCCAGGGCACCAGGAGAGAUGAACUUAGUUGACUGGUUCAAAGGUAUGGUAGCAAGUCGUCGCGGUGAAGAGCUCGUGGACCCGUUGAUCGAAGUUCAACCUUCACCUAGAGCUUUGAAACGAGCAUUGCUCGUUUGUCUCCGGUGUAUAGAUUUGGAUGCCAAUAAACGACCUAAAAUGGGGCAAAUCGUUCAUAUGCUCGAGGCAGAUGAUUUCCCUUUUCGCUCGGAGCAUCGACCGGCACGGGAGAAAUACUCUGUUCCAUCCUCCGUGCCAACAUCCGCCAAAGUUCCGCAUCCAAAGAAGCAAACCGAGAAAGUUGAUGCCGCGAAAUCAAGACGGAAAUAAUUGUUUUUUUUAGAAGGCAUUACAAUUUACCAAGGUCAGAUUAUAUGCUGUAGAAUAAGUUUUCCAUUAGUUCCACAUGAAGAAUGCUAAAAAACACCUUGGAUGUGCAUACCUACAUACAUAUAUAUUAUCGCCAUUUUUGCUUUGUAUAUAUAUAAACUUCGAAGUUUAAAUC